AUGGCGAAAGAAAUCGAGAAGUCGGAAACCGUGCCAAUUUGGAAUGGCGACGUUGCCGCUAUCGAUUCCUACGUGAUGAGAGUGAAGCUCUACGCGUGCGGCGCCCAGAUGGACGAGAAGGGCCUCUGUGGCCCACGGCUCAUGGCGAAACUCCAGGGCCGCACAUGUCAGGGCGCGCGGAAGUACGACAUGCCCGACCCGCUAGUAGACGACGUCGAGGAAGAUCUGACGAUGAAGCCGACUCGGCAGCGGCGGCAGCACCGCCAGCGCACCUACGCGGCCGAGGGCAACGACGACUCAGAGAGUGAAGACGAAGAUCUAGAUGAUGGUGGACUCAACGAGCUGUUCCCAGACACCGCCAGCGCGCCGGCGGCGGCCGACGACGACGAAAUCGGCGACCAGCUCCAGGAGAUCUGCGACCAGGCAGGCGACGGCGAGGAGCUGAGGCAGGAGUUGCUCGAGGGCGCAGUUUUCGCGGCAGCUCAGACUGGCGCUCGCGAAGCUUCAGCGCGGGCGCGAGCGCUCGCCCGCCCCCCGGGUUCGACGACGGCGAACUUCAGCGACGCGAUCCCGAUUUAUUGCGACCAAGACGCGAACUACAGCGACGCGACCUCCAUUUACUGCGACCCGGGUACGAAGUACAGCGACACGAAUGCGAUCCACUGCGAUCAGGAUACGACCUAUUGCGACGCGAAUGCGAUCUACUGCGUUCAGGAUACGAUCUACAGCGACACGAAUGCGAUCUACUGUGAUCAGGGCCCGAACUACGGCGAUCUCAGCGCGAUCUACUGCGAUCCAACUGAGAUCUUCCCGGAGCACCUCGCGAAUAUCGAGAUGAAGACCAGGCUCAGGUCCCCGAAGGAGUUUAUCACGAGAAACGUCCACGACGUCUACUACCUCGAGGCCGGCGCCUGCGCUGGCAAUCUAGACAGUGGGUGGGCAAUGCAGGGCGCAGAGCCGCAGCGCCAGAAGGAGCUGCAGGCCAUCAACAAGCUGCUGCGCGUCGCCCCCUCCAGCUUCGCCAAGUCCGACGUCCUCACGAUGUCGCUCUGGACGAAUGCGGAGGUCCCCGUCGGCAUCGAGAAUUACCUUGCCGCCGCUCUCUUGAGAGCAGCGUCUACCACUGUGACAGAGUGGAGACGCGCACACAGCGAACUUUGCGACACCGCUUACGACCAGCUUCCCAUCACCACGGUACUGCAAGGCGUGUGGUGCAACGACUGCUGGGAGAUCAAGACCGCCAUCGUCCAGCGCUUCGAAGGUGUCAUCAACUCCACCUUCUUCGUUGACUGUAAAGGGUCACGUCUCAAGCGCCUGACCCGCACUGCUGGGCCCAGACCCCGUGCAGGAGCCGCCAUGAUCGCCAGCCACAAGCGCGCCGCUAAAGCAGGUAUGGAGGCGGAAUUGGUGGAUUGGUAUAGCAAUGCUAACGAUCACCUGUACCAUCCUGAACACGGCUUGGAGGCAAACUAUUUCUUGGGAGAUUACAUCGAGGAGGGUCUACAGUGGGCCAAGGACAAGCUGAGGUCCGACGUAUCGUACAUGACAUGCGACAGCAGCACGGGCCUGGACGAUUUUACGAGGCGGCCCUCCGAGUUCUCCGAGAGGUGGCCCCCCGAGAAAUCGCUCAGGACCAUCCUGUCCAACGGCAGCCAUCUGAGCAUGAGCGAGAGCCACUUGCCGGGGCCCUGGUCGCCCAGCGACGCGAGGUCGUCUGCCCAGAAAGCCCUCGUCUCCGUGCUGCGCUGGGGCCGCGUGGUCAGCCACGAGUCCGUCAUGGCCAGGGCCGCGGAGCAGACCGAGGAGCAGGUGCGCCGGCGGGCCUCGAGGGAGGCCCAGAGGACGGUCCGGGAGGGCUCCAGGCUCCUGCUCGCGUCGACGGCGCUCUACGGGGCGCCGCUCGGCGAGGCCCGCGCGCUGGCGAGCCUGGCGGCUGAAGCCUGCACGGUGCUGGCGGGUUGCCUGCUGGCCGCGAAGGGGCUGCGCCGCCCGAGCCUCCGCGCAUACCACGGCGUCCUGCUCGCGCUCGGGCUCUACGUGGUGGCCUUCCCGCUCCUGCCCACGGAGCCCUCGUGCGACGAUCAGUGGCUCUUCCUGCAGUGCGCAAGGGGCAAUCGCUGGUGGCGGGCCGACAUGCAGGGCUGCGGCCCACAGGGCUUGUCGUCCUCGGUGAUGGGCAUAACCGUAAUUUGCAUGUCUCCACACAUAGUGCCCGAGCUGAAGGCGAUGCUGUUGUUCGUGGCUCUAUUUGUGGCGGGAUACCUCACGGCGUCUGCAAUCUACUUAUACGCGACCGAGCUGGGAUAUUACAGUUGGGUUGAUAUUCUCGUCGCCAUCAUAUUGCUCGGUGCCGCCACCGUGAUAGCUGCCUACAGGAAGUACAAGAUGGAAGUCCAGCGGCAGUACAUGGACUUGCUCUACCACCGAAAGGCUCAUACUACCAAGAAGCUCCUCGACUUGCUCCAGGAUUUCCUCCCAGACCACAUAAUUGUACGAAUGUUGAAGGAGCCGAGCGCCACCACCGCAGAACAGAUCCCCAAGGCGUCCGUGCUGUUUCUAUUGAUCUCUGGCUUCGAGGGCCACAUGAACCAGCGGACGCCAGAUCAGCUCCUAGACUUCCUGAACAUCAUCUUCGGCAAGAUCGACCGGAUAUGCUUCGACUGCCAGGUGACGAAGAUCGAGACGGUGGGCGAGGAGUAUGUCGCCGCCGUCGGCGUGAAGCCGCAGGACCGUUCAAAAGAGGGUGACAUGCACGAGGACGCGCUAAACCGCCUCAUCGUGGCCGCGCAGGCCAUAUUCAUGUCGCAGGAGGGGGACAUGGGCGAGCCGCUGACCAGCGUCCAGUUCAGAAUGGGGAUGCACACGGGCCCUGUCGUCGCUGGCGUGGUCGGCCAGAAGCUGCCCAGGUUCCGCCUGUUCGGCGACACCAUGAACACCGCCGCCAGGAUGAUGCAGAAGGGGGUCGAUGGCGAGCUUCAGUUCGGGGAGGAGACCCGGGCGUGCAUGCCCAGCUGGGCGCGGUACCGCUCCAGGGGAAAGGUCGAUAUGAAGGGGAAGGGCCAGGUGGAGACGUACCUCCUGGACAGGCUGAGCGAGGGCUCGGCGGGGGACGUUUGGGAGAACAUUCGCUCCUACAAGCUCCGCAAGGCCAGGCGGGGCAGCCUGGACAGCAUCAUAUCGCUCAGCAGCCACGGCUCCGACUCCGAGGAUGAGCGCAGCGCGGAGCAGGAGGAUCCGGUGACUGGCCGCAUCAGCGCCUGCACCUGGAUCUGGGGCGCUCGUCUGAAAAGGCUCGAGCGCUUGCUGGUGAAGGCUGUGCGCGGUGAUCCGCGCGGCGGCGACGCGAGCGACAUCGAAUGGCUUCAGGAGUUCUAUUACUUCCGCAUUGCGAGUCACUUGGGGCGGCGUUCGGACCGGCUCGCCAUCGUUUUCACAGUGCUCACCGCGGCGGAGGCUCUUGCGGCGGAGCUGCUGCAGCCCCGCAUGGGCGUUGUGUUCGGCGUGAGGCGAAUUUGGAUGUUCCUGGCCAUGCGCGCCGUGCUGCUCGCGCUGAUCUUCCGUUGGCGCGCCGUUGCGCAGAACAAGGACUGGAUCCUCGCGUCGCCAAAUACGGCGGCGCUGUGGCGGCUGGCGCACGCCUGCGCUCUGCUGACCCUGCAGUUCGCGGCGUACGCCCUCCUCGUUGUGCCCCUCGUCGACGAGCUCAGUCUGGACUUGAGCGCCUCGCACGCCAGGGACAAGCUUCGGAGGGAGCCCCUCAGGAUACCCCUGUGGCAGCUCAUGUUCCUCCUGUGGUACGGGACGAGCGUCAUGGACCUGCAGUUGCGGCAGGGACCCACGGUCUGUUUCGUAGCCUUUUCGCUGGGAGUGCCGCUCGUCCUCGCCGCGGCCUUCCCCGCGGCUCGCAACCUCGCGAGCGCCGUUCAGCUUGUCAGCAUGCUUAUCUCGGUGAAGGUAGCGCAGCAGCGCAUGGACUCGAUCUUGAGCCAGUUGAUGCCCCCGUUGGUUGCAAUCGAUCUGAGCAGACGGCCGUCAUCCACGAGCGCGAAUAUACUACACCAGAGGGUGGGGUGUUCUCAUUAUUACCGGCAAGCGACCAUCGCCUGCUCUGACCUCGUGGGCUUCACGGCGCUGGCAAGCGCACGUUCAGCCACAGAGGUCGUGGAGUUGAUCAGCGACCUUUUUGGGCGAUUCGACAGGUUGAGUGACAUCUACAGAAUCUGCAAGAUAGAGACGGUUGGCGACGCCUACAUCGCUGGCCAGGCAGCCCAACCGCUGACGUUGGUCUACAGGCCCAUCAGCGUGGUCAUCUUCGCGGUCGAGAUUGUAGAAGCCGUAAGAAGUUGGUCAAGCGAGAGAGACAUCCCUCUUGAUUGUCGGGUCGGCGUCCACACCGGCGAGUGCGUCGGUGGUGUCGUCGGCGUGGAGAUGAAGCGGUACCAUUUGUUCGGCCAUCUGUUGUCGACCCUGGAGCUGCUGGAGUCCACCGCCCCGACAGGGCAGGUUCACCUGAGCAGCACGUGCCAGCGGGCGCUAGAGGAGCAGGCCUCCGUGGAGGGGCUCUGCGACGAGGUCGUGGCCUGUUCAUCCAGGAUGGAGCCCGUCCUGAGGACAUCGAAGGGUGAAGAGGUGCCGUACAAGGACGUGGGUGGGGCGCCAACUUUUGUGGUGCAGCGCUGCUCCCCUGAGCUGUACGAUCCCCAGGCCGGGGCCGCGGCCGACGCGUCGGCGUCGACCGGGACGGCCUUCAGCCUGCACUCCCCCGGGGCCCGCACGCCGCUUGGUGCCUCCCGCGGCCUGCGCUCUGUCCCGGGCGGCCUGCCAAUGGCCAUCUGAUCCUUCUGGCGGCAAUUCGCACCCCUUGGCCGCCUCCAGUCCUCUCGUCU
Molecule: messenger RNA, 4886 nt
Organism: Prorocentrum cordatum
Lineage: Eukaryota; Dinophyceae; Prorocentrales; Prorocentraceae
Source: the annotation of a GenBank genome assembly